This is a messenger RNA of Oncorhynchus nerka (sockeye salmon), 3006 nucleotides long. RefSeq names its product PDZ domain-containing protein 4-like. Gene Ontology annotation, molecular function: protein binding. The transcript has 11 exons. The record is from RefSeq and is a predicted model, not a curated record. The coding region runs from base 1 to 3006 and encodes 1001 amino acids. Lineage: Eukaryota; Metazoa; Chordata; Actinopteri; Salmoniformes; Salmonidae.
AUGGGCUGUAACAUGUGUGUGGUGAACCGGCCGGAGCAACAGUACAAAGUUAUGUUCCAGAAGGGAUACAUAAACGGGACACUGAGACCUCUUGAUGGACAUUGCAACAAGGUCAAAGGAAGGAGACCAUCUCAGCUGCCCCAGGAGAGAAAUACUCCAAACUCCAACUCCCAGGGUCCUUUGCUGCUGCAGGUGGUGGGAUGUAGAGGCUACCGGAGUAAUGGUGGCACCUUGGGGCCAGGGGGUACCCUGGGUAAUGUAGGCACCAUGGGGCUGGUGUCCAUCCCAGACUGUGUGGAUAACUGCACUCAGACUGACAUUAGCUUCCAGAAUAUUCUGACCGUGGGGAGGUCAACCCACCACCAACCCCAUGGCGGCUCCUCACCCACGCAACCACCACCCUCUCCUCCACUGCCUCACCUCAUGGACCCUUAUCUACUGAAUGAGUUAUGUACCUACGAUCACGAGUACAACGAUCCCAACGACUACUUUGACAUAGCUCACCACGAAGUGGACCGACAAGAGGAACUGGAGUACGAGGAGGUGGAGCUGUAUAAGUCCAGUCAACAGGACAAGCUGGGGUUGACAGUGUGUUACUGUACAGAUGAUGAGGAGGACCUGGGAAUAUAUGUAGGAGAGGUCAAUCCCAACAGUAUAGCAGCAAAGAACGGACGUAUUCGUGAGGGAGACAGAAUUCUGCAGAUAAAUGGUAUUGAAAUCCAGAACAGAGAAGAGGCGGUGGCCAUUUUGACCAGAGAGGACAGCAUCAACUUCUCACUGCUGCUGGCCAGACCUGACAUAGAGAACGAGCACCAGGUGGGUCCAGAGGAGGUGGAUAUGGAGAUACCUCUCAGCAUGAAUGUUGAGGCCCUCCACACCUGCCACCUGCCCAGCCUCUACAGAGAAGGGCCACACACCCCCACCCACAUCCUUAGUCUGACUACUCUCAGUAACAGUCAGGAGCUGGACAGUGGCGUGGGCCGUACAGACGAAAGCACCCACAACGCUGAGUCCUCUGAACAUGACCUGCUGGGAGAGGACCAGGACCAGACCAGCGCCCCAAACACCAACACAACCAACACCCCAGGCAGCAUGAGGAAGUUCAGGCCUGGGAAUACACCCUCGUCCCCCUCGCCCCACCUCCAAGAGAUCUACCUCAGUAAUGACUCCCAGCCAAGUGUGGGGCUGUAUGUAGGAAAGGGACUGGGAGGGGGUUUGGGGACAGGGUUGGGGUUGGGGUUGGGGGGGUACGUACCCGACCCACUGAUGAUGAUGAUGAUGAUGCCGGGUCUGACUGAGGAAGAGUGUGAGAGGUACAGGGAGCUACUAGAGAUCCGGUGUCAGUUUGAAAGGAACAGGAAGCUUGCUGAGAGAAGCCAGGGAGGAAGAUCAGGGACUGAGGAGGAGGAGGAGGAGGAGGAGGGUGAGAUGUGUGAGGGUGAAGGGGGGAGUGACCCAAAAGUCGAUGUAAACUGCAACGAGAGCAUGACGCAACACGAGAUGGCGUUGUUAGAGGAGGAACUACGUCAUCUAGAGUUUAAGUGCCGCAACAUCCUGAGAGUGCAGAAGAUGCAACAGCUGAGAGAACGAUGCAUGAAGGCGUGGCUUCUGGAGGAGGAUGUUGUUGGCCGUGGAGCCCUACCCACUGGUUCUGAACCCGCACCAGACCACGACACAGACCCAGAGCCUGCCAACGAGCUCCACCGCAAGCUAUCGGACAUCAAUGAGCUCCCUGAGCGGGAGAGAUCCGACCCAGACCCAGACCAGGACAAAGACAGCACCAGCGCCUACAACACAGGGGGAGAGAGCUGCAGGACCACCCCUCUGGUCAGCACCGAGUUACUCCCUCUGUCCUUGUCCAUCCAGGAAGAGGGUAGAGGAGGGGACACACCCAACAGACACAGCCGAGACGGGGCUGACAAGGUCGGGUCUCGGCGGGGAUGGGAGAAAGGAGGACAUGGUAGUCUGAAUGGUUCCUUCUCUCCCAACAGCUACAGGAAGUACCAGAUCCAAAUGACCAACGCCAGCACAAGCCCCGUCCAUCCAAAAUUCUGGUCUCUGACCCGGGGGGAUAACGUUGUCGGGGUGGGGUCAUCAUCGCAGAGGGGGAUAGCUGAUGGCGGAACAACCACAACACCCCCACGGAAGUCCCCCAGAGCUAACCCCACACACCACGACAGGUCAGGGUGUCCAACCGCAGAGUCCAGCCCAUACUUCACCCGGCGUCGCCAAGGCAACAAGCCUCCGGCACCGAAACUCUACCAUAGAUGCAUGCAGCUGCCGUGGAGCGACCCGGAGGUCCGGAUGGACUCCCUGGACUCUGUAGACCGAGCCGUGGUCCCGGGGAGUGGGGGUCUAGGCGAGAGAGGGGCUGCAGCGGGCAGCAGUGGUCAGGCCAGUCCCAGGAGUGUUAUUGGUGCCCCAACAGACAGCACCGAGGCCCAGGACAGCCACACCGGCCUCCCCCUACACCUCCCUCUGCAGCCGGGGCCGGCUUCACCUCGCAUGGAGUGGAAGGUGAAGAUCCGUAGCGACGGGACGCGCUACGUUGCCAAGCGACCAGUGAGGGACCGCCUCCUUAAAGCCCGGGCCAUUAAGAUCAGAGAAGAGCGCAGCGGCAUGACGACGGACGACGACGCGGUCAGCGAGAUGAAGCAGGGACGUUAUUGGUCGAAGGAGGAGCGUAAACAACAGCUGCUGAGGGCCAGGGAGCACCGGCAGCGCCGUGAGUUCAUGAUGCAGAGCCGGCUGGACUACCUGAAGGGAGACAGAGACCUACAGGAGGGACCUGUGGACAGGAAGGCUACAGGAGUACCUCCAGGCCUGCAGGGGGAGACAGGUGGUAGUCCCAGUAUCCUGGCCCUCAGCCAGAAGAAGUUCAUGAAGAAGAGGAACAAGAGGAUCCUGGAUAACUGGGUCACCAUCCAGGAACUACUCGCUCAUGGAUCCAGGUCACCGGAUGGAAAGAAGGUGUAUAAUUCUCUUCUCUCUGUUACUACGGUGUGA